Messenger RNA from Phytophthora nicotianae INRA-310, 249 nucleotides. RefSeq lists its product as hypothetical. Bases 1 to 249 code for a protein of 82 amino acids. The transcript is spliced from 3 exons. The record is from RefSeq and is a predicted model, not a curated record. NCBI's taxonomy places the organism in Eukaryota, Oomycota, Peronosporomycetes, Peronosporales, Peronosporaceae.
AUGAAGCAGUUCAAGCUAGAUACAUUCCGCAUUCCUGGCACCACAGAUUCUCACGAUUCCCGUGGAAACCAGCGGCAGCAGUUCUUCGUCGAGCGCGAUCCAAGUGAUCACUGUAGCACCGGACACAAGUGCGGGAACCAGCGCAUGCAGCAAGGAGUCCAAGCUGCACUUGCGCUUGACAGUACGCCCGGAAACGGUAUUGCUUUGAUGGCCGAUGAUCUCAUUGAGAAAGGCGAGUUUGUGGCCUAG